Molecule: messenger RNA, 393 nt
Organism: Protopolystoma xenopodis
Lineage: Eukaryota; Metazoa; Platyhelminthes; Monogenea; Polystomatidea; Polystomatidae
Source: the annotation of a GenBank genome assembly
AUGACUACAGAGUCAUUGCAAAAUGCGCCAAACUCAUCUUUCAAGGAAGAGCCUCAUUUCAAGGCCAAGUUGGCUGUUGGCAAUGCGGACAUAUGCUGCCGGCAGAUGAACCAGCUGAUAGUGCUGCUCUUCGCCGUGACCUCAGGCGAAAGGUUGACUGCCGCAUUUGAUCCAACCGAGCCAUGCUUCGCGAGAAUAGCUUCAUAUGCUGGAACGACUGUAGCUUCCACCUCGUCCAGGACCCAUAACCCCUCUCGCGGGACUCAAGAGCCUGUAAACCUGUUUUUUUUUCUACGCGACUCUACGAAAACGCGGUCUUUAGGCAAACGGCCGGAUGCUGAAACUGGACCGAUGUCCAUAAUCGAAAGGGUACCACCGCCGGUUGCUAGUUGA